This is a messenger RNA of Penicillium waksmanii, 696 nucleotides long. RefSeq lists its product as uncharacterized. The record is from RefSeq and is a predicted model, not a curated record. The coding region runs from base 1 to 696 and encodes 231 amino acids. Lineage: Eukaryota; Fungi; Ascomycota; Eurotiomycetes; Eurotiales; Aspergillaceae. The transcript has a single exon.
AUGGACUACGACACAAUCAAUGAUUUGGCUAUUCUCAGAUUAAGCCCCGACCUACUGAUCCAACUUCAAUCCAACGUCAAGCCCACCAGAGUCGCCCUUCCCACCCCCGCCACGAGCAGUCAAAAGGGCGAGCACGACAAGACCCACAAACACGAGCUGAUAGACAACUAUAUCCCCGUGGUCCAAAUCUCCAGCACACCUCCCACUGGCAGCUCUCAAUUCCACACACAAGCCACACAGCUCCUCUCAACUCCCAUCACUGCCCACACCGACCUCUCAACCAUAGACCGCUCCGGAACCCUCAACGGACUGCGCUCCAUCCCCUGCGUCCCCAAGUCACCUCUCGCAAGAAAAGCAAAUCUGGACGAUGAUCUGUACCGACAGUCGGGACUAUCAUCUCCAAUGGACUUCUUCUCCAGCCGGACUAGUGGCUAUGAUGCUGACUGUGACGAAGCGAGCGAGGAGGUCAAAGAAUCAAUCGAAUGCGAACAACUCUCCGAGCGAGAGGUGGUCAAGUUAAUGAAGUCUCUCAAGUCCAUCAACGCAGAAUUGCGACGCCAUAAUCGUCUGCUUCGUCUCAUUACCCGACAAAUGCAUCGGGUUAGACGGAAGAGUGUUCGUGUUCGCUCCCGAUUCCCUCGUACCAGCAAGCGCCUGCGCGCUCGAGGAUCCGUCGUGGAUGUUGAUGUUGAGUGA